GAAUCCAUAGUGCAACAGGAGCUAGUAGUUGACCGAAGCUUGAAACUGAGCUUUAGUGGCAUGGAUUUUAAUUUCACUUGCAUGCGCACGCGGAGGACAGCAUGGCAGCGAUAAAACUGAAAACCAAUUUCCGUGUGGAGAACAGGAUCUCAGCAUUUUACACCGGAGGGAAAGUCCAUCUCUCUAGAGAUGGCAACCAUGUAUUCUGUGUGCAUGGAGCCAAUAUUAAUGUCAUCGAAACCACCUCUGGUAAAGUGGUACAUUCCAUCAAAGCGGAGGACUGUGAUGAUGUGACUUGCUUUGCAGUAACACCUGAUGAUGAAUUUUUAGUGGUUGCCCACAGAAACCUGUUAUUGAAGCAAUGGGACUGGAAGGAGGAGAGGUGUGUCCGAACAUGGAAGGCUAUCCACAUUGGUCCCGUUGUCAGUAUGACCUUUGACCCGACCUCCACCCUUCUAGCCACGGGGAGCAGUGACGGCACCAUCAAGUUGUGGGACAUUGUACGGCAGUACUGCACCCACAAUCUCAAGGGCUCUCAGGGAGUAGUCAGUGUGGUUGAAUUUCACCCAGAGUCAGAGAAGCUUCUGCUCUUUUCUGCCGCAGAUGACUGCAAAAUCAGAGUAUGGGAUCUCAAAACAAGCAGGUGUAAAGCUGUAUUAGAGAGCCACUACAGCGGGGUUACCAGCUUUGCCUUCACAGAGGAUGGCCAGACUAUGUACAGCGCUGGCAGGGAUAAUAUUGUCACAGUCUGGGACCUGGACUCCUACACGGUCCGGAAAACAGUUCCAGUGUACGAGCCAUUGGAGUCUGUUAUUGUGCCCCCAUCUGACGUUGACUGUAGUAAGAUCGGGAUUGCAGGCAAGAAUGCAUUUUUCAUCACAGCAGGAUCUCAAGGUGUACUUAAGGUUUGGGACGCCUCCACUGCAAAAUGUGUAUUCACCCAACAACAGCAGCUUCUCAGCCACACCCAUCAAGAAGGUCAAGAGCAAGUCCAAGCUCAAGCUGAAGUCAAAGGUCAAGCCGGGGUCAAGGGUCAAGAGCAGCAGUUACAAACACACAUCAACCAGGCGAUACUUUGCAGCGCAUUGGGGGUCAUCGCCGUGGUGACUUAUGAUCACAACAUCUUAUUAUUUGGAUUGAAGGAGUUUGAAUUGGAAAAGCAGUUUGUUGGGUACAACGAGGAGAUUUUGGACCUGUGCUUUAUGGGUGAGAAAGACUCGCACAUCGCCGUGGCCAGUAACAGCGAGCAGAUUCGUGUGUUUGAGCUUUCAUCGCUCAGCUGCCAGAUCCUUCCCGGUCACACAGAUAUCGUCCUAGCCCUGCAAGUUUUCAAAAAUGGAUCAAUGUUAGUGAGCAGUUCAAAGGAUAACACAGUUCGUGUGUGGUGCAUGGAUCCGACAUCGGGCUCAGUGCACUGUGUCGCAGUUGGCAAGGGACACACCCAUUCAGUGGGGGCUGUGGCCACUGCAAGGUUAUCCAGUUCAUUCUUUGUGAGUGGCAGUGAAGAUUGUACCAUCAAAGUCUGGACCAUUCCAUCAAACCUAUCCGCCGAGAAAACUGCAACGCCUGCUCCGCUUCACGUCAGGUUCACGGAGCGUGCUCAUGAGAAGGAUAUCAAUUCUGUUGCCGUAUCGCCAAACGACAAACUGCUGGCCACGGGCUCCCAGGACCGGACGGCCAGACUCUGGCACCUGGAGAAGGAGACUAGUCUGGGGUCAUUCAGGGGUCACCGACGGGGGAUAUGGUGUGUGCAGUUCUCCCCUACAGAUCAGGCCUUAGCGACAAGUUCAGCGGAUGGGACCAUCAGAAUCUGGGCCCUGUCAGAUUUCAGCUGUGUCAAGACGUUUGAGGGGCACGAUGCGUCUGUCUUAAAAGUCACUUUCCUUUCCAGAGGAAUGCAGUUGGUUUCAUGUGGUUCAGAUGGAUUGCUCAAACUGUGGACGAUCAAGAGCAACGAAUGCGUCAAGACGUUCGACGAGCACACCCAGAAAGUCUGGGCCCUGGCGGCCAAUAGAGGGCAGGAUUCGCUGGUCAGUGGCGGUGGAGACUCCAACAUCCUCGUCUGGAAGGACAUCACAGAGAUUGAACAAGAAGAAGAGAUUGAAAAAGAGGAAGAACAGAUUUUAAAGGAACAAGAAUUAUCAAAUUUGCUUCAUGAGAAGAAGUACCUGAAGGCGAUUGGACUAGCCAUUACCCUUAAUCAACCGUACCGAGUGCUCACAAUCAUGAAGAGCCUUCUGGAUGAGCCUGACGGGGAGCAGAAGCUGGAGAAAACGAUGAAGAAAAUGAGGCCAGAUCAAAUAGAGUCUGUGCUAGGUUUCUGCAAACACUGGAACACCAACUCCAAGCACUGCCACACGGCGCAGACGGUCAUCGCGAUCAUACUCAGGCACGUGACCCCAGAUGACCUCAUGACCUUUACCACAAUGCAGCAGACGCUGGAGGGACUGAUUCCGUACACAGAGCGUCACUUUGAGCGGAUGAAUCGUCUUCUGCAGCAGGCAAUGUUUGUGGAGUACACCUGGCAGCGAAUGCGUCGGGCCACUGGGCCUGUUGAGACUGGCUUUGUAGCCAAGAACAGCGUUGAACUUGCUGAGGGCAGUGCAUCAUUCGUCAUCGAUACAACACCAGCAGUACUGAGCCCAAGUGUCUUGGGAGGUCACGACCUGGGUCAAAGUUCAAAGGGCAAGAGUGGGGAUAGCACAGGUCACAUGAGCGAUGAUGAUGAAGAAGCAACUCAUGUUGAUGAAGAUGACAUCAAUGAUGAGGAAGUCAUUAACGAAAGGCAUUUGAAGGAAGUCACCAAUGAAAAUGAUGAAACUGACCUUCCUCAUGUAGAGAGAACAGACGCAUCCAAGGCAACUAAGAAGCCAAAAACUCCAAAAGAGAAGUCCUCCAAACGAAGGAAAACCAAGACCAACAGCGACACGGAAACCGUAACCUCACCAAAACUGACGCCGAAACUCCUCCGCAGCAAACUCAAGAAAACUGCCAAGAUGCCAAAGAAGGAUUCGAUUGGAAGCGACGGGACGACGGACGAAGGACCGAGCGACCAUGAGGAAGAAGGUGGAUUGUCAUGCAGAACUAGAAGCAGGGAUACAAGACCUUCCACAGCAAAGACGUCCAAGAAAUCUCCCGGUGCUGCAAAGAAGAGACUCGGAAAGACGCCGUCCUCUGUCAAGUCGGCCAAGAAAGCAAAAGUGGCCGGGUUGUCCAUGUCGCUUCGAUCUUAAGGUGGAUUCAAAGCAGUAUUUUUGCCCAUCACGAUCAACCUUAAUUUACAUAAUUUACUUGAAAUCCUCCGCACUGCUCCAGGAUAUCACUGGCUCUGCCUCAACAUAUUGACAGUGAUUGCUGGAGGAUUUUGCAGAAUUGAGGCAGUGGUCACCCC
This is a messenger RNA of Patiria miniata (bat star), 3391 nucleotides long. RefSeq names its product transducin beta-like protein 3 (gene tbl3). Gene Ontology annotation, cellular component: small-subunit processome; 90S preribosome; nucleolus. Gene Ontology annotation, molecular function: U3 snoRNA binding; protein binding. Gene Ontology annotation, biological process: endonucleolytic cleavage to generate mature 5'-end of SSU-rRNA from (SSU-rRNA, 5.8S rRNA, LSU-rRNA); endonucleolytic cleavage in 5'-ETS of tricistronic rRNA transcript (SSU-rRNA, 5.8S rRNA, LSU-rRNA). Lineage: Eukaryota; Metazoa; Echinodermata; Asteroidea; Valvatida; Asterinidae. Bases 102 to 3233 code for a protein of 1043 amino acids. The transcript is spliced from 23 exons. The record is from RefSeq and is a predicted model, not a curated record.